AUGAGAAGUGUGGUUGAUAUAACUCGAUUCCCAAGUGUCAACACACAAGGGGUGGCCAUGGCCAGGGUAGCCUUUGGGUCAUAUGGCCUAAACACCCCUCACUUACAUCCACGUGGCUCGGAGAUUUUUGCCGUGGUGGAAGGGAUGUUGUAUGCCGGUUUUGUGACUACUAGUUACAAACUAUACGACACGAUACUUAACAAGGGUGAUGUUAUUGUGUUCCCUCAAGGUUUAAUCCAUUUCCAAUUAAAUUUAGGCAAGAAAGACGCUUUGGCCUAUGCCUCAUUUGGGAGCCAAAAUCCAGGGCGAGUUAAUGUCGCGGAUGGUGUGUUUGCGACUACCCCACGUAUAUUAGACGAUGUUCUUACCAAAGGGUUUCAGGUGGGCGAGAUGGUGAUCGAGCAACUUCGUUCUCAAUUUUCCACCGAAACCAUAUCAGUCAACACCGGGAAAUCGAUAUUGAAAUUGUUAUCUCAAAUUAACUUUCUAAUUUUACAUACUAUGUAGUACAUAGAUGUUUGGUCAAGUACCAAUAUCGUACGUGUGUAUUCAUUUGCGCUCUAGCUAUAUUUUCUGUACUUCGUAUGUAUUUUAGUACUAACAUUGUUUUGCUGUAUUUUCAUUAUUUGUGAUUGAUUAUAACUGUAUUACUGUAUAUGUAUUUGCAAUAAAUUAAUCCUUUUUCCAUUAUAGUACGGAGUAGGUGUUUUAUGUAUUCAUUUCAUCUACUUGUAGUUUUAUGAGUAGAGGAAGCUAGCUGUACAAGAUGAACUACUGAAUAUACAUACAUAUAAAAAAAGCUAUCCAAAGCUAUUUAAUACUUCCUCCGUUCCACAAUCGAUGCAUCAUUUCUCAUCGCACGUAUGCCAACGCGCUAGUUUGAACAUUAAU
Messenger RNA from Spinacia oleracea (spinach), 891 nucleotides. Its product is annotated as putative germin-like protein 2-1. The record is from RefSeq and is a predicted model, not a curated record. Lineage: Eukaryota; Viridiplantae; Streptophyta; Magnoliopsida; Caryophyllales; Amaranthaceae. Gene Ontology annotation, molecular function: manganese ion binding. The transcript has 2 exons. The coding region runs from base 1 to 507 and encodes 168 amino acids.